UUAAACUGUAUGCUGUUGUUCUUCGUUCACUGCGGCCAUGACACACUGCAGUCUUUAAAAACAAAACCAUUCUAAAAAUAAAUAAAUAGAAAUUACCGUCAUUUUAAAAAGUUGGUUCGUGCUAACUUAAUUUUACAAUGUGGUUAUUUGAUAUUUUUUAAUGUAGGUGAAAUACCUUCUAAGUUACUGCUGCAGCAUAAAUUUAUAAAAUUACUGAGCUACUAAAUUUAUUAUACUGUAAGAAAGUUUACCAUAUUAAAACUGGGAUAAAUUAUGCCUGGAAAAGUCAAAGUUCGGAUAGUUGCGGGGAGAAAUCUUCCUGUAAUGGACAGAGCAAGCGACACCUGUGAUGCAUUUGUUGAAAUUAAGUUAAGCAAUACAACCUACAAGACAGAAGUGUUUCGGCAUUCUCUGAACCCAGAGUGGAAUUCUGAAUGGUUUCGAUUUGAAGUUGAUGAUGAAGAAUUACAAGAUGAGCCAUUACAAAUCAGAGUGAUGGACUAUGAUACCUACAGCGCAAACGAUGCUAUAGGGAAAGUAUACAUUGACUUAAACCCAUUAUUAUGUAAGGAAGCUGGCUCUUUACUUUCUGGAUGGUUUCCAAUAUACGAUACCAUGCAUGGAAUUCGUGGUGAAAUUAAUGUGAUGGUUCGAGUGCACUUGUUUAGUGAUUCUAACAAAUAUCGUGAAUCAUCAUGUGGAGUCCAAUUCUUUUACAGUGGUAGUAUUCCUUGGGGUUUUAAAGCUCAAGCCAUUCUUGGGUUCGUUGAAGAGUUAGUGGUGAAUGAUGAUCCAGAAUAUCAGUGGAUUGAUAAAAUUCGUACUCCUCGUGCUUCUAACGAAGCCAGGCAAACUCUAUUUUCUAAGUUAUCUGGUGAAGUUCAGAGAAAAAUUGGGCUUAAAGCUUUGGAACUUGGAGGAAAUGCUGUGAUAGGUUACCAUCAGUGCUUUGAUUUGGAAGGAGAGUCUGGAAUUGUAGUUCGAGGCAUCGGAACUGCUGUUAUUUUGACACAGAAUCUCUCUGCAGCUCAGUAUGAAGUUUUUCGAGAGUCUCCCGUGUUAGAAGAACAAGUCGUUCCAGGAACGAGUUCUCCGACAGCGUGCCACUCGCCUGCCAAAGGAGCCAUUUCUUCUGCACACAGAAGGUCUUCAGACUCUGAUCUCAGUGCAACUCCUAAAGGUGGCAGUUUGGGUGAUAAUAGUUGUGGAUUACGAUCAGUGCAAAGGCCUGCUGUUGCUCAAGAGAGUCUGAGUAUGCUGGAGUAUCCCUUUAUUACUAUGCGUCAGUUUCCAGCAGGUUUUAUUCAGCACAUUGGAGGGGUAGUUUCAGCACGUUCAGUCAAACUUCUUGUUCAAAUAAAUAACCCAGAUGAACCAGAGACUCGAGAUGCAUGGUGGACAGAGUUAAGGAAAGAAAUAAGAUCUCAUAUCCGUGCUUUAGGCUGCAAUGUAGUUCUUGGGUACAUGGAAACCACCAAUAUAAGUGAUGAUAUCUGUGUGUUGUCUGCAUCUGGUACAGCUGCUGUCUUAUGUACAUCAGAUCAAGAGGUGUCAAACAUAAGCACUCCUGCUUUGUCGAUGAACUUGCAGCCCCGCCCUAGCGUUGUAACUACUGGUGUACCGGGUGAUGAAAAGACAAAAGAAAUCCCAAAAGAUAAACCCUUGAAAAUUGAUGUCAAUCUAGCUAAUCAAAUAAGGCAAUCUCAUCUUCAUGAUUGGUCAGAGGACUUGAGCAAAAAUGCUGGCUGCAAAGUAUGCCAUAUUCCAUAUUCUGAGUCAAGUAUUCCCUUCCCCACCAAUUUAGUCAGAUGCAAUGUCUGCAGGAAAGCAAAAGUACCAGAUGUUCUUUUUAUGACAAUUGAACCACCACCAAAUAUUUCUGUAAAUGGCAAAAGUUGCCUGCUGCAAGCUAGGGUGUGCAAAAAUAAAAAAGAUGGUAAAGGUGAGCAAAAUGCUAAAGAAAUUAGUGAUAGUCUGCCUUUUCUUGAAUAUGAACUCCACAGGCAGUUGCUUAAUAAAUUAAAGGUGAAGUGCAUGAAUGCCAUAUUUGGUCUAAAGGUGCAAGUAUCUAUUGGAGAUAAACUAAUCAUAGGCAUAGCUACUGGCACUGGAGCAUAUUUAGCUGCUUUACCACCUCCAACUUUACCAAAAUUAGCAUGUGGAAAAGUUGUUGAUGAGAGAAAGAUGUCGGUGGUUCAGAGACAGAUCCAAGAAGCUAUGGACAAGAAUAGAGAGUAUUUUGGAAUAAAGUUACCUUCCAUGGAUGACUCUCACCAAUCUAUGGGCAAAAGUGAAGAUGGUUAUAGCAGUGAAGAAGAUUUACCUGAUAUUGAUUUGUCAGCAGGCAAUAAAGAUGCUUGCAUUUUAGAGGUUGAUGAUGCAGAUGAUGUUGAUAUUAUUUCUCAAUUAAUUGAUCCUAAGGUACCUCCUGGAUUUGAUUUAUGUAACACUGAAACUUUGCCUGGACUUGAUAAUUUUAUGUGCAAUCUACAAAUGUUCACUCGCAUUUUUCGCACAAAAUUUUCCAGUCCUCCCAAUGGAAAUCAAGUUUCUAAAACAUUUGAAUCUGUCAUUAAAAGUUUAUUUGUUAAAUUAAGAAGAUUAGUACCAUGCUGUCUCACAAAUUUAACCUUUCAAGUUGAUCUGGUUGAGCAAGAUGAAUUACAGGUUACUGUUCUUGGAAUAGCUAUUGGAUUAGGAGAAUUCAACUCUUCUCUUAAUAGUACAGGAUGCAAACAAUACAAACAAAAUGAUUCAGAACUAAUGUUCCACAUGGAAGUAGAGAAAAGUUCAGAAGCUGCCCAGCCUUUGAGUUUUAAUAGAAAACCACUUCAUUCCAGUGACAGAAGUUAUUGUUAUCAUAUGUCUCUUGGAGAGCACAAUGGUGUUGAUAUAACUCCUCUUACCUACAUUCCUGGAAAGAAAAUUGAACAGUAUCUGGGCGAUUUGGAUUUCUUUUUCAUUCGAGAGAGCAGUAGCAUAAGAGAAAGUGGUGGUUUGAAUGGUUUUAUUCAAAGUUUUGUAGCUGAAACACUCGCCAUAGUGAGGGCUCAUGUUUCUGCCCUUGGAGGCAAUGCUAUGGUUGGAUUUCAUAUGACCCAGUGCAUUUUACUCCACAAUCCUCAUAAAAACCAAGGACAGUGUCUAGUAAAUGUUGCUGGAGACGCAGUGUUCGUUCAGUUGCCAACAACUCAAGUUGCAGAUUGUGAUGAGGUAAAAUUAGCCAAUUUUGAAGUGCAAGAUUCCUAUGGGCCUUGAUCAUCACAAAAGUAUCUUUCAAAUCAUUAUUUUAAAUAUGUACAUUAAUUAUAUUUUAGAUAAAGCAAUGUAAAAUCUGUACAUAAUGCUCUUUAGUAUUUUUGUUUGUUUGCUGUUUUUAAAAUUAUUUAUUAGAGUUUUUUAUGAGGAAUUUAUUUUAUACAAUUUUUCACAUUGCAUUUAAUUUGUAAUUAUUUCAUCACUAUCUACAUUUGGUUUCAGUGUGUAAUGUUUAUCAUGUUAAGUAAUGAAACAAAUACAUGAGAUUUAUAUUUGUUUAAUUACUGUAAUUCACGAUGAUGGAACCAUUUUUAUUUUUCAAAAAUAUGUUAGAUAUCUAAUCUUCUAGUUAUAAAGAUUUGCAACAAAUUAUAUUUAUUGAAUUAAUAGAGUGUAUUCUAUAAAUAUUAUUACCAUAGACUAAUUCUGCCCCGCCCAAAAAAUCUUAUUAAAUUGUAAAAGAUUUCAGCUUAACAUUUAGCUAAAUGCCUUGCAGAAUGAAAUGUUUAGUUGCAAAUCAUUGCAGUUAAAAAUUUUAAACUAUUUACUUUUUAUUUCUUCAUUAAUUUUGAAUUGAAAAUGUUUUAGGAAAAAUACAACUAAUAACCCCCCAAAAUAAAUACAACUAAUUAUAUACAUAUAUAUGCUGUGAAAAUAGUCCACAUUUUAAGAAGAUUCAUAUGAAACCAAACAAUAUUUCUUGUUUUUAAUUAAAAAAGAAUGUGAGAACCAACCGUAGUACAUUUUUAUUUGGGCAGUGUUUUUUGUGAAGUUAAAAUUAAGCACUAUGUUUUGAUGACUUUGAAAUGUUAAAAUACUUUUUUACUUUCACUAAUUGUGCUGUAAAAUGUUAUAUCUUACAUAACCUGAUAAAAAGUUUGUGAUAUAUUAAAACAUUACUACAAAUUUAAUUUGUAGUUAUUUUACAAUCAAUAUUGACUUCAGUUAUGCUAUUUAUUAAAUUAAAUGUCUAAUUACUUGUUUUAUUGUUUAUGAUGAAUUUUAAUUUGUUUGAUUAUUCACCAACUUAAUGGUGGAAUGGGUUUAAGGAUGUGUUUAUAAAAUAAUUUAUUUUUAUGUAAAGUUUAAAUUAUAAUAUUGUAAAUUUAAUGAAUGUUAUUUUGUUAAAAAUUCAUCAAAAUUUAUCUCUUUUUUAUUAUAAUAAAAUUUUUUUUAAUAGUUAUAAUGAUUAGGAACAUGUAAAACUUUAGUGUAAGAACAUUUUUACAAUUAAAAAAGAUAUAUUGUAAUGAUGGAUACAUUUGAUAAUAUGUAUCUAUUCCUUACUGCCAGUGCCUAUUUAAAUAAAUUAUUAUAAAUUUUCUCACUCUUGAAAUCUCUACGAGUUUGUAAUAUAAGUAAAUUUUAAAUACACAUAGUGUUUAGCUUCUGGGCAAUUUAUUGUUAAAUAAAUAAAAUUUGUCUUUGUAGCUUUUCCCCCCCAAUUAUCUUAAAUUACUACUUAGUAGACUAAGUAUAAAACUAAUUCUUAUAAAUCUAUAUUUACAUAUAAAUUUUGGGCAAACUAUCCUAAAAGUUCCUUCUCUGUAAGGAAUUUUAAUGCAAGUUUUUACUAAACUAUAGAAAAAGUAUUAAACAUUAUGUAACAUAUGAUAGCUCAUUCUUAAAUUUGAGGGUAUUUGAGUUCUUUUUUCAUAAGGUUUUAGAAGCAUUUAAAAAUUGAAAAUAAUUUAACCGAAAAUAGUUUUGCAUUUAAGAAUGCUAAAAUUUAAUUUAUUUUUUGUAGUUUAUGAUAAUUGUUUUUCCCAUUAAGAAAUAAUUAUAUUUAAACAAAUAUAUUUUGGGAUUUGAAACCUAUUAAUCUUCAUUUACUUAAAUAUUUGUGUUUUCUUAUUUUUAUAUCUAUGUUUUAAUUUUGUUUAAGAAUGUGUCUUCAGUAAUAAUUUACUCUUGUUUUAGUAUUCAAUAUCUCUGUAUUAAUUCAUAUUUUACUAUGCAGGUGAAACAUGUGAUAAAAUUUUAUUCAUUUUAAUAGUGCUGUGAUAUUUCAAUGUGAGACAUUUUUGUUUUCAGCUUCCAAAUUAUCUAUUUUAUUGUCAUUUUUUAAAAAUGUUUGCUAACUCUGCAUAGUAUCUUAUUCCUUAACCUUCACGUUUUGUCCAAGAUAAGAAUAGUUCUGUUAUUCCUUAUUAAACUAUAAAUGAAUAUAUGUUAGAAAAUGUAUUUUAUUUAAAUAACCCAAAAACAUGUUAAGUAAGAUUUUGUAUUUGUUAAGAGUUUUGCAGUAUUAAAAAUAUAGUUUAGUAACAGAAUUUUUAAUUUGUAUUAGUAAGAAUCAGUUUUUAUACAACAUGUGUUAAAAAUAGCAUUUCCCUUUCUUCGUAUCUUCCCAUAUAAAAUUUUUUUUCUUCAUAAUAAUGAAUUUUCUUUAAAAGUUUCCAUAAAGCCUCUAUUUCUUAAUAUGUUUAUAUUAAAAUAUUCAUUUGACUACAAGUAGUCAAAAAGAAUGCUUGCUAUCCAUUUAAAUUGUGUUAUGAAAAUGAAUAAAAUUAAAAUUACGAAAAUUUAAAUUGUCAAAAUAUAUCAAAAUCAGUUCACGAUUUUCAGAUGUUUGUGCUGAGAAAAAAUAUCACAUUUUAAACAAUCUUUAAUAUAAAUACAUAUUUAAAGAACCUUUAUUUCAUAAUAGUUGAAGAAAAAAUAUCACAAACUUUUAACAUAAGAUGUAUAGAAUCUACUGAUUUUUAUUUGAACUAAUUUUCAAAUUAUUUCUUCAGUGUAAAACUAUUGAUUAAUAGCAAAUUUAUUCUGAUCUCAAAUAACAUUUUAACUAGUCAAAGCAAAUACUCAUUUACUGCCUCUUUUUUUUAUGAAGGUAGUAUUCUUAUUUUUACAAUUUGUUAUUAUCUCAAGAUAUGUUUUUUUUAUUACUUUUAUGAAGCAUUAAAUAUUCUUUUUAAAGUUUUAGUUUUAUUUUAUUCAAAAGUAAAAGAUUGUUCUGUGCUUUUUUUCUCUCUAAGAAGAUAUGUUAUGCCAUGGGGAAAACUUUGCAUGGCAAAUCCUAUUCUACCCCCACUGUUUAUUUAAGGUUUAGAGAAAAUAGAGUACAGGUAAACCCACAGAAAAACCAUGGCAUUUCAAAAUAUCAAAAUGUAAACAAAUUAUGACAGGAUUUUGCAGUGUGUAAGUAAUCUGGCGAACAUUUAUUAUUAUUAUUUUUUUUGUAAGCAUUUACUCUAAAUUUUCCAGAUAUCAUUUUUCUCAAAACUGCCAAUCACUGGUUUUAGUCUAGUUCUUACUGUACUGGACUACUGGGCCAGUAAUUGUGGGUUCGAAUCCCACUGUAGACAUGAAUGUAACUUUCUGUGUUCUAUGUCUUUUUUUCUGUGUGAUUGUGUGAAAGUAAUCCACCCUAUAAAUGGGUUUGUGGUUGUAUGACGUGGGCAACAAAACUCCACCGCGGUGGCCUAGCCACAGAUCCCCACUGGAUAACGAUAAAAGAGUAGCAAUUCUGGCAUUUCUGAAGCCAAUGGGAAAUAAACUCAAGUACCCUUGAUAAAAAAAGAAACUUUUCUCUAAACUUUAAAGAAGGUGAAAAAUAAUUAGCCAUGAAGAGUUUCUCAAAUUGUUUAUCACUAGUGAUAAAGUUAAUUUACACAGCAGAUAGCCUCUCUAGGUCUUAUAACAUGGUAUAUAUCAGAAGAAAUAUGGAAAGCUGUUUGUAAAACUUUUGCUUCAAAGGAACAGCCAUUUACUAUAGAGGAUUUUCGCUCGCAAAUACACAGAAUGAUUGGCAACCAUGUGGCUCGUUUGUGAGAGGUAAAUAUGGUUUAUAUGUUAUUUUUUAAGGUUAAGAUAACCUAACAUCCUAUUUAAAAUAAUCCUUUACUGCGAAUAUAACAUUAUAGAUGUUUAAAGUGUAAGAUACACACAUUUUUGCAUAAUACCAAUAUGAUUUUAAAGGAUACAAUAAAGUUCUCCUUCAGACAGAAAAACCAUUUUACUUCUCCCUAAAGAGAAUUAUCUAUCCAGAAUUUUCUCAUUUAUUAUUUGGUUGCUAACUUUUUUGUUUAGUUUUAAUCGAAUACAUUUUAAAAGAUGAAAUGAAAUUAAAAUUUUUUUUCAGUUACUUAAUAAGGAAAUUCCAAAUAUAUAAUAGUCUGUAGAAAUAAAAGGCUUUUUCUGUCUAAAGGGGAACUGUGAAAAUUUCUGAACAAAAGAUGGUUUUUAUCAACUAUGUAAUUUCUACGGUGAGAAACAAUAUUUCUCAUAAUGUCUUUGUUUGAAUAAAAUAAAACUUAUUCCAACAAUAAAUAUUUAUUUUUAUAUAAA
Parasteatoda tepidariorum (common house spider) is the source of this 7551-nucleotide messenger RNA. Its product is annotated as C2 domain-containing protein 5. Lineage: Eukaryota; Metazoa; Arthropoda; Arachnida; Araneae; Theridiidae. Gene Ontology annotation, molecular function: calcium ion binding; calcium-dependent phospholipid binding. The record is from RefSeq and is a predicted model, not a curated record. Gene Ontology annotation, biological process: positive regulation of D-glucose transmembrane transport; positive regulation of vesicle fusion; positive regulation of protein targeting to membrane. Gene Ontology annotation, cellular component: plasma membrane.